CUUGGAUCAAUAUAAGCACACUUGGUUGCAAUGAAACCCAGGUUCUUCAGUGGGGUUUGCAGGGUUGCACUUAUUGGGUGAUAUUUUCCAAGAUGGGGUGUGGAAGCUCUGCUCCAGCAGUGGACUCGAAUAUAGUUGAUGAUGAAACUGCAUCUCCUCUGAACAAAGAUGAAUUUUCCAAAACACCUCACCUUUUGGUGGAUGGUGUCUGUAGCUGUGAUGUUGCUCAAGGAGAACUUGGUGAUUGUUGGUUCUUAUCAGCCUGUGCAGCCAUUGCCAGGGACAAACAGAUGAUGAGCAGAGUGAUGAGGGAUAUCAUAGAUAUUGACAUGACUGCAGAGGACUAUUCUGGGAAGCUAACCUUCCACUUCUGGAGAUUUGGCCAAUGGAAAACAGUCACCAUUGAUGACCUGCUGCCAAGCAAGAAUAGCAAGCUCCUUUUCUCCAGUUGUGAAAACCCUGAUGAGUUCUGGUUGCCUCUUUUGGAAAAAGCCUAUGCCAAGUUGCAUGGAACUUAUGAAGCUCUUGAAGGAGGGUUUGAAAUGGAUGGCAUGGUGGACUUGACUGGAGGACUGGCUGAAAUUUACAUGGUGGCAGGACAACCCAUGAGCAUUGACACUGAGAAAUUAUACUUCAAGAGACUCUACAGGGCCAUGGAAAAUGGUGCUUUUCUCACAUGUGGUAGGACUGGCAUGAGGCCAGAAAUAGCUGAUGGUUUGGUCAAUGGCCAUGCAUACACCAUCACUAAUGUGGCCUUUGUCCAGGUUGCUGACAGAGUUGAGCCAUUCAGGCUACUGAGGAUAAGAAACCCAUGGGCCAGUUCUAUGGAAUGGAAUGGGGAUUGGAGUGACACAGAUCAGGAGAGGUGGUCAAAGGUCAGUGAUGAGGUCAGAGCCCGCAUUGGCUACAAAAGUGUCAAUGAUGAUGGAGAAUUCUGGAUGGCAUUUGAAGACUUCAGGAGAGAGUUCUCAACAUUCUCUAUUUGCACUCUUGGCCCAGACCUAAAUGAUGACCUGUGGACAGAUGAUCCCCAGAAGACAAAGAUCCAUUACAUGUAUGGAGAAUGGCGUGGUUCAUCAGCUGGGGGAGCAACUGAGUCCAGUAACCCACACUCAAGCAACCCUCAGUACUUGAUAAGCAUUGCUCAGCCAGAUGAUGAUGAUCCUGAUGGGGAUCUGAGUGUGGUCAUUGCCCUCAUGCAAAUGUACAGGAGGAAGAACAUAACAUCCAUGGUAGAAUUCCGCAGCAUUGGAUUCAGAAUUUACAAACAAACUGAGAAGGACAGGAAAAUUACUGAGGAGGAAGUUGACUCACCUCUUGAAGGAUCAGGAAUGUACUUACCCAUCAGAGAGGUCACUGGAAGGUUUGAGAUGAAACCAGGAUCAUAUAUUCUGAUUCCAUCCACAGCAAAUGCUGGAGAGGACAACAAGUUCAUGCUGAGAUUUUAUGCAGCAAAGCCAUUGAUUUUUCAAGAAAUAUAACUCUGCAAAACCAAAAUUUUAUGCCAUUUCAAUAUGUACAGAUUGAAGCAUUGCAAUCAGCAUAGUUGCACAAUCUGUGCUCAUCAGUGAUAAUAAUGACUUGCAAGCAGGGAAGUUUCAGUUAUCUGAGAUCCUGUGGGUUGAAUUGAACUCAAAUCUAUUUUAAUACUCUUCAACUGAGCUCAGCAAUGUCAAAUACAGUGGCCCCCGCCUAACAGACCUCCCGUGUAAGGGAUUUUUGCCAAACAGACCAGCUCUGCAAGCAGUUUUUCCUCCCGCCCAACAGACAAAAUCCACCAAACAGACUUCUUUUGGCUUAAAAUUAGUGUUGAAAAUUAAAAUUUUCAAUUUUUAUGUAAUUGAAUUUGUGUAAAGGACUUUUUGUCUAACAGACUUGUCCCUUGCACGAAUCAAGUCCAUUAGAUGGGGGUUGACUGUAUGUUCGUUUUGGUGGGGCCUUACAGUUUCUGGAAACUGAUCUUGAAUGAAUAUUUUUUCACAAGCAAUAAUCCAUGUACUGUAAUUGUCAAGCACUUUUGUGAAGCUAAUGAUGAUAGCUCAUCUUAACCUAGUGGCAUUGAAGAUCUCUGUCAGAUAUAAUAUCAAAACAUUUUUGAGGAAUGAAAUAAAUGGAAUUCUGACAAAAUGAUUGUAUUUCACUGCCUGUGUAUAAAUGUAUCACAUAAAAAAGACAGCAUAUUUUGCAAAUCAGGACAGAUAUGACACAUCUGAGGUACAGUCAACCCUGGCACAAGGGGCUUAAUUUGUACAACAGA
Molecule: messenger RNA, 2257 nt
Organism: Notodromas monacha
Lineage: Eukaryota; Metazoa; Arthropoda; Ostracoda; Podocopida; Cyprididae
Source: the annotation of a GenBank genome assembly